UCGGCGAAGAAGACAUUGUCGGAGUUUUGGAAAUCGUCCAAAAUCUUCGGCGCUCGAGACUGUCGUCGCGGUACCAAAUCGGCUACAGUUCCUCCGCGAGAAAUAGCUCAGAGUUUCCCCGAUGAUCGAUCGAUAUUCAGUGACGAUGUUUCAAGGAUAAUAUAUUGUGGUGCAAUUAUAAUCGUGCAAAAAGGAGAUCCCGAUCGGCUUCGUUCGUGUGGAGUACAGCCUGCUGGUACCGCGAUACUGAUCACGAGGAAGCACGCAAGUUCGAACGCAACCUUGAUCGAUUUUUAUUGCAUCCGGCAACUGCCACGCUCCACGUGUUCGCUUGCAAUUAACAUUUAUGGACGAUCAAUUACCGCGGUGUGUUUUCUUAGAUAUCUAGUUCACCAGUGCUCGCGGAUAAAAUUCUACCAGUUGAUCGUCGUCGUUUCUCAUAAUACGUUGCUCCUUUUGUUUCGUUCGAUUUCAUAGGGCCGAUUAGAGAGAGAGAGGAGUUUCGAAGAGUGAGCGUGCAGAACAACCGCGGCUUGAAAGAACUGCGUGGUUAGUUAGUGUGUUCGUUUAGUAUUUUCACUUGAACCGGCGUCCACUUGCGUGACCCCAAUAGCUCCGUGGGAAUCGAUCAAGUUGGCGAAUCUUGCGCGUCGAUGGAUCUCUCGCGUUCCUUCUCGAUCUUCUUUGAACAUUCUUCAGAGGUUUACGGGGUGACGGAUGACGGGCGCACGUGACCGGGCCACGUGUACCGCGCAUCGGAGAAAUCGGUCGCCGCCGAUUACCCGGCGGGAUCCUCCCGGUGUGUUUCUCUGCUCCUGGGUCAUCGGAGAGCCUGACGCGUGACUUACGACGCGUCGUUCGAGAUUAAGAGAAAUUUCCCUUCGCGACUGCGAAGUCACGCGCACCCGGGGACCGUAGUUUCGAAGAGAGAUCAUAGUGAGUCACAGCGCGCAGGUGUACUUCCGGGAAGUUGAAGAUUUGCGGUCGAACCACGGUGAUCUCGCGUGGUUUCUCUCGCUUGGAUCUUGAUACGAGCUGACGCGGGAACACAGGAAAGUUCGGUUGAAAGUGAUAAAAAAUACGAUGUCGGCAGAGAGAAUGACGGCCUUGAGGUGAACACGGAAUUAAUUGGAGCGCGGUUCACCUGGUGACACCGCAACCGCCGCGCCGGAAGUGGAAGAAGGAAGAAGCGCAGGAUGCCGGGCGAGUUGCGCGCGCAGCCCUUAGGCACGACGAUAUACGGUGGUAGCACGAUGCAACCGGACGAGGAGAUUCAGUACGCGCCAAGGAGCCGUCCUGUUAGCUUUUAUGACAAUUUUAAGGACGUGCCGAUGGUGGCACCUUGCGUGACUUCCGCUUUAAGCGCCGACAAUUUGAACCAGGUUCGCGACAACAGUAUCGGCACGUCGAUGGCUGCGGCCAACAACAACAACAAUAAUAACAGAGUGAGCAGUGCAGUUAGCGCUGGAAAUGUGUCGAAGGUCCACAGCGUCAAAGUGACAGGUGCAGUAUCGACGGGAAACAUCGGCAGGAUCUAUCGACCAGAGAAGGACAAAGAGCUCGGUCGAGCACCGUCGAUGGCGAACUGCUUGUCAACCACGGUUCCCGUUAAUUUGGCAGCCUCGCAGAUUGCCGGUCGACACACACCCACAAGAAAUUCCCUCAGACACAGCAGGAUGAUCGUGUUGCAUCGGACCGGGCAGCGACCACAAAAAUUUUUGCCACCGCUGGUAUACCACUGGCGACUAGGACGAUGCUUGGCAGCGUUGCAGACGAUCCUCGGCAUCGCGAUCACAGCACUAUCGCUAUGGCUGCUCCUUUGGGCGCCUCAUUUACCUGUCGCUGAUAAUCCUUAUUGGAGCGGAAUGCCGUUGCUGCUCUCGGGAAGCUUCGGAAUCUGCUUGCUAUGCUGUUUCAAGAAGGAGUACCCGGGCAUGAGUCCCGGAUUUUGCCUUUCGUCGACCAAGGUAAUUAGCGUGUUUCUCGCGACCCUGGCAACAGCAACCUGCUCCAUCGCCUGCGUGUUCUCGGCGUUGCACCUGGCGCGUCUGAUGGGGUUGGAGUGCAGCCCCGCGCGCGUAUUAAACGCCACCUGCGUGUGCAGGCCCCGCGAAGAUGCAACGAACUCCACCGAGACGGCGGUCAGGUACAUGGACCUGAAUUGUCCGGAGGUGGAGAGCAUCCUGACCAUUCUGCUGAUAUUUUCGUGCACCUGCAACGCGCUCGGCGCCAUGGUGGCCGGCUGGUACACGUACCUUCACUGGAGCACCAGGAACAAACGGCCGAAGUACAUGCAGGUGCGGACCACUCACAACUCUGGGACCAACUACCUCAACAGCAGGCCGAUAUACAAUCCGAAUCUGAACGAACGAUGACAACCGACGACCGAAACCGACCAGGAUACCUCCUCGUAUCUUCGAUACUCUUCGUUGACCGUGGACGAUGGAAUGUUCUAACGAUUCAGACUGUUAGAACGUGGCCAGUGUUCAUGGACCAGCUUCGUAAUUCAUGCGACAGAUUUGGAUAAUAUUUUGGACAUCGCUUCGAUUUGAGAAAGGGUCGUUGCUUCAUGCUCGGUGGAGCUUUCGAAUGGGAUAGACGAAUGUUUCUGUUCUUCAUGGUUGUAUGAGAACAUUCAUGCUCGGUGGAGCUUUCGAAUGGGAUAGACGAAUGUUUCUGUUCUUCAUGGUUGUAUGAGAACAUUUUCUGAAGGAGGAAAGGAGCUGAUUUUGGUUCCUUCGUUAGCGAAAGGAAUCGUGAAGGAAACGGAUAAACGAAGCAUAAUGACCGCAUUUUCGAAAUCAGACUCAUUUGUCGGGGAAAAUGUUGGUUGCUCUGAAAUUUUUAUAGAAAACGAACGUCUCGUAUGACCAUAAAUGACAGCGACGUUUAGAUGUUCGAGUGAAGCAAGGGAACAGUGAGGUUUUUUUGCAGAAGAAACAUUGGACGUAUUUUGGAGCACCCAAACGACAAUAACAAUGAACGUAAAACAGGAAACGGGAAUGCUGAAGUAUGCGUGGACUAGUCUGGAUUUGAAUGUGGACCGAGAAUGAGAAAUAAUUUGUACCUUCUGAAUUAGGGUAGCAACUUCUUGUAAAAAAAACUUGACGAGUACGGUGAACGAAUGCUGAGAAUAGUUGUAGAAUUUUUUUAUAGACGCUAGUAACUAGUAAAAGUUAAUGAUUAAUGGUCGAAA
Messenger RNA from Megalopta genalis, 3196 nucleotides. RefSeq lists its product as uncharacterized. The record is from RefSeq and is a predicted model, not a curated record. NCBI's taxonomy places the organism in Eukaryota, Metazoa, Arthropoda, Insecta, Hymenoptera, Halictidae. Gene Ontology annotation, cellular component: dystrophin-associated glycoprotein complex; sarcolemma.